UUUAUGGACCUCUGUUAUCUGAGAAUUGGGCAAUGACUUUGCAAAAAAGAGAGAGUGAAAUCCAGAGUGAGCAGGACUUCAGGGGCUGAUAUAAAGCUGUGGGCAGGACCAGUGCUUUCCCUCCAAGAACCAGGCACCUCACUGGACCCUGAGGUACUGUCCUUCCAUGAUGUGGCUCUGUGCUUUGGUCCUGAUCUCUCUCACUGCUUGCCUGACUCAGGGACACCCAUCCUCACCACCCUUGGUAAACACCAUACAUGGCAAAGUCCUGGGGAAAUAUGUCCACUUAGAAGGAUUCAAACAGCCUGUGGCCGUCUUCCUGGGAGUCCCCUUUGCCAAGCCCCCUCUUGGAUCCCUGAGGUUUGCUCCACCACAACCUGCCGAGCCCUGGAGCUUUGUGAAGAACGCCACCUCCUACCCUCCUAUGUGCUCCCAAGACCCAGCGGGAGGGCAGCUGCUCUCAGCACUCUUCACCAACAGAAAGGAGAGCAUCCCUCUCCAGUUUUCUGAAGACUGUCUCUACCUAAACAUUUAUACUCCUGCUGACCUGACAAAAAACACAAGGCUGCCGGUGAUGGUGUGGAUCCAUGGAGGUGGAGUGGUGGAUGGGGCAUCCACCUACGAUGGACUGCCCCUCUCGGCUCAUGAAAAUGUGGUUGUAGUGACCAUUCAGUACCGCCUGGGCAUCUGGGGUUUGUUCAGCACAGGCGAUGAACACAGCCGGGGGAACUGGGGUCAUUUGGACCAGAUAGCUGCACUGCACUGGGUCCAGGACAACAUUGCCCACUUUGGAGGAGAUCCAAGCUCUGUGACCAUCUUUGGAGAGUCAGCAGGAGGUUUCAGUGUCUCUGUUCUUGUGUUGUCUCCCCUGGCCAAGAACCUCUUCCACAGGGCCAUUUCCCAGAGCAGUGUGGCCCUUAAUCCUUGCCUGUAUGGGAGAGAUGCCAGACCCCUAGCGAAGAAAGUGGCUGCUAUUGCUGGCUGUAAAACCACCACCUCAGCCGUCAUGGUUCAGUGCCUGCGCCAGAAGACAGAGGAUGAGCUCUUGGAGGUCGCUCAGAAAAUGAAGUUUGGUUCUCUUGAUUUUGUUGGAGACCCCAGAGAGAGCUACUUUUUGCUUCCCACUGUGAUUGAUGGAGUGGUGCUGCCAAAGGCACCAGAAGAGAUCCUGGCUGAGAAGAGUUUCAACACUGUGCCCUACAUGGUGGGCAUCACUAAGAAAGAGUUUGGCUGGACGACACCUAUGAUGAUAGGCUUUCCACUUUCUGAAGACAAAAUGGAUGAGAAGAGGAUCGCUUCGCUUCUUUGGCAGUCUUACCCGAUCCUUAACAUCUCUGAGAGUCUGAUUCCAGCUGUCAUUGAGAAGUAUAUAUCAGGGACAGACAACCCCAUCAGAAAGAAAGACCUUCUCCAGGACUUAAUGGGAGAUGUGUUGUUUGGUGCCCCAUCUGUGAUUGUGUCCCGUGGCCACAGAGAUGCUGGAGCCCCUACCUACAUGUAUGAGUUUCAUCAUGGGCCAAGCUUAGUAUCAGAAAUGAGACCCAAGACAGUGAAAGGAGACCAUGGUGAUGAUCUCUUCUCUGUAUGGGGAGCCCCCUUUUUAAAAGAUGGUGCCUCGGAGGAGGAUAUCAGUCUCAGCAAGAUGGUGAUGAAAUUCUGGACCAACUUUGCUCGGAAUGGGAACCCCAAUGGGGAAGGGCUGCCCCAUUGGCCACAAUAUGACCAGAAGGAAGGGUACCUGCAGAUUGGAGUCCCCACACAGGCAGCUCAUGGGCUGAAAGUCAAGGAAGUGGCCUUUUGGACUGAGCUCAGGGCCAAUGAGGCAGCAGAGAAGUCAACCCAGAGGAAACACGUUGAGCUCUGAUCAGGAGGCCCAACCAGAUCUGCGAACCUGGAGCCAGCUAAAGGGAUAUUCCACAGAAAGGGAUAUUCCACAGAAGUUGUUUCCAAAUAAAAGCAUCCUAUUUUUGAGGACAUAGACACAUGUGGGAUGCUAUAUCAACACAAUGGAAAAAGACAUAGAGUUGUGUAGCAUUCUGUACAAAUAUAAUAAGGAGAAACAUUUGA
This is a messenger RNA of Microtus oregoni (creeping vole), 2067 nucleotides long. Its product is annotated as liver carboxylesterase 1-like. The record is from RefSeq and is a predicted model, not a curated record. Gene Ontology annotation, cellular component: lipid droplet; endoplasmic reticulum. Bases 167 to 1864 code for a protein of 565 amino acids. Gene Ontology annotation, biological process: lipid catabolic process. Gene Ontology annotation, molecular function: carboxylic ester hydrolase activity. Lineage: Eukaryota; Metazoa; Chordata; Mammalia; Rodentia; Cricetidae. The transcript is spliced from 15 exons.